GAAAGCCCUGUGCUUCACACCGCCUCCAUCUAAACGAAAACCUGGAAAACGACUUGAACCCCUCGAAGCGGAGACGAAAACGGUGGCUGCUGGAAGCCGAAGCGAAACUGCCGUACGACGAACCGCCGCGUUUCUACAACCCGAAUCGAACCAUCCUCAGACGUCCGUUCACGCCCAUCUUCGACCUGAAUCAACCGAUCGACGAAGAAUUCGAUCUGAUGACGAACAGGACGAACGUCGACGUUUCGGGUCUGAUUUUUCGCAACGUCAACAAGAGGGCCACCGUCGACCCUAAGAAGACGACGUGCAUGUUGUAUCUGCAGGCGGACCAUCAGUUUUUUUCGAAAUACGGAACGGAGGAGGCUUGCAUCGAGGUUAUGACGAGGCACGUGCAGCGAGUCAACGCCAUUUAUAGCAAUACGGAUUUCAAUCAAGAUGGCAAGAAGGACAACAUAACCUUCAUGGUGAAAAGAAUCAAGGUUCACACGAUGGACGCCCUCAAAGACCCUCUCUACAGGUUCCCUAACAAUUACGGAGUUGAGAAGUUCCUAGAACUGUUUUCAGAAGAGGACUAUGACGCAUUCUGUCUGGCAUACAUGUUCACCUAUCGAGAUUUCGAAAUGGGUACUCUUGGCUUGGCAUGGACUGGUGACCUUAAAAACGCUGGAGGAGUUUGUGAAAAGAAUGGGCACUACAGAGGAAGCAUGAAAUCCUUGAAUACCGGUAUAGUUACUCUAUUGAAUUAUGGCAAGCACGUACCUCCGGCUGUAUCCCAUGUCACUUUGGCUCAUGAAAUUGGUCAUAAUUUUGGAUCUCCACAUGAUCCAGAACAGUGUUCACCCGGUGGAGAAGACGGCAACUUCAUAAUGUUUGCCAGAGCUACAUCAGGAGAUAAAAGAAACAAUAAUCGUUUUUCUCCCUGCAGUUUGAAGAGCAUCAAUCCUGUUUUGAACUUCAAGGCAAGAUCUCCCAAAGGAUGUUUCACAGAGCCUAAAGCAGCAAUUUGUGGCAACGGAGUAGUUGAAGAAGGAGAAGAAUGCGAUUGUGGUUGGGAAGAGGACUGUAGAGAUCAAUGUUGUUUUCCUAUGAGGAGAUAUGCUAGCAUAGAUGAACCGCCCUGUUUUCUCACUCCUAACAGUGUUUGCAGUCCAUCUCAGGGACCGUGCUGCACGUCGAACUGUCAAGUCAAAUUCGGAGACAAAUGCAGGGAUGACAAUGGAUGUAGAGAUGAAAGCUUUUGUAAUGGCAGAGACCCCCAAUGCCCUCCGUCGAUCAAUAAGCCCAACAAAACGAUCUGUAACAAGGAGUUCGUCUGUUUCAUGGGGGAAUGUACGGGCUCAAUAUGUUUGGCAUACGGACUGGAAUCGUGCCAAUGCAUACCAACUAACAGCGAUCCAAAAACUAAAGCCUGCGAACUUUGCUGCAAAUUACCAGGUGACAAUCAGCCGUGUCUUUCGUCAUUUGAAUGGAAUGACAUGCCCUACGACAUACCGGAUAUGUAUUCCAAGCCUGGAACUCCUUGUAACAAUUAUAUAGGAUAUUGUGAUGUUUUCCAAAUGUGCCGUGAGGUAGAUCCUUCAGGCCCUCUUGCCACUUUGAGGAAGCUCUUAUUGUCUGACGAAAGUAUAGCCAGUUUCAAGCAAUGGGUUAUAGAUUAUUGGUAUGCUGUUGCCGGUAUUAUACUGAUUGUUAUUGUAUUAUUGAUCCUCAGCACGAAGUAUCUUGGUAAGCGACCAAACUUCAAAAUCAAAUCGGUCACCAUAAUGCACAAAUCUUCGACUGAAGCGGUUCGCUUACCCCCAGAAGGAGAGGGAGGUGUCACGGUCCACCCGGGCGUUCGCUCCAAGUUACCACUGAAGCGCAAAGUGAGAGACGGAAAAGUGAAACGGAAACGAAAGACCAAGGUGGAAUCGAUCAACAACAACCUGAACAGUCCGAGUAAGCCGAAAGUAUCUCCGAAGAAGAAGAAGAGAGUUUCGGCAGCUGUUGGAGCCGAAGAGGCUAGGACGAAACCUCUCGAUACCAAUGUGUUCGAAGUGCCAAACAAUAAAAUUAAGAAGCUCACACAAGCCAACGUUGCCAAAAAGAAGAAGAAGAAGAAAGAAAUUAUAGACUACAGCAGCGUCCAAGCCGAUAUAGAAGGAGGUAAAGGGGAACUCGUCGGUAAAUAUUUAGUAAAGAUUGUUUGGAUAUUAACAGGGUACUUUUACUAUCAGAACUAUUUGAAACGAGUCUCACUGUAUUUCCAUGAACAACAUUGGUUCAAUCUAGGCAAGGUCCAGAACUGGCUGUUGAAAUCUCAGUACGCCUUGCCGAAAUCCAAAUCCACUCCCGUCGGCUUGACAGACAAGACUCGCAGGAGUCCCCACAAGCGCCCCACUAUCAGGCCGCGAACCGACAAGAGCAAAUCGCACAGUGUGGGCAACAUCCCAAGCGAAAAAGAAAAAGUUCGCCUGCAAGUCGUGUACAAACCUCCUUUCAAGUUUAGUGUUAAGUUGCGCAAACCGGAAAAGACGAGCGUGGUAAUCGAACGGGCUCCGGACGUAUCUAGAAAACUGGAAAAGGUGCCAAGAACAGGGGUGCUAGUUCAGCAAGUUAAACUGUCGGGGGACAAGCCCAUCGCUAGUGCGGACUCACCUCGGAUCGAUGUGAAUCCAGACAUCGAUUCCAAUAUCCAUACCGUCCAAUCCGAUCUAGAAGUACUGUUAUCCGAAAGUGAAUUUUUGUUUUCGGACGACUGACGUAUCGAGGACGUUCCGCUCGGAGUUGAGAUAACUUUUUUAAGGCUGUGGAAAAAAUAUUCCGCACUAACUGAAUCGCUUCAUAAUUUAUAUUUUUUUAUGGUUUUAAUGUAGGUUUAGAUUUUUCCGACCAAUCAGUCGAGUGUUCUGAGAAUGAUCGAUCGAUAAUAUCGAAUAAAAAUUUUGUUUGGAGAA
Molecule: messenger RNA, 2936 nt
Organism: Leptinotarsa decemlineata (Colorado potato beetle)
Lineage: Eukaryota; Metazoa; Arthropoda; Insecta; Coleoptera; Chrysomelidae
Product: disintegrin and metalloproteinase domain-containing protein 10
Biological process (GO): membrane protein ectodomain proteolysis; Notch signaling pathway
Cellular component (GO): plasma membrane
Molecular function (GO): metalloendopeptidase activity
Source: RefSeq, a predicted model, not a curated record